AUGGAUCAAGCUGUUGUGGACAAUCCUGUUACCCUUGUGAUCAGGGCUCCCAACCAGAAAUAUGAUGACCAGACAAUCAACUGCUACCAGAACUGGACUGUAGAGAAACUCAAAGCUCACCUAUCUGAUGUGUACCCGAGUAAACCUAGCUCCAAAGACCAGAGGCUGGUGUAUUCUGGAAAGCUCCUGCUGGAUCAUUUUACCUUAAAAGAUGUGCUCAGAAAGCAGGACGAGUACCACAUGCUCCAUCUGGUGUGCGCCUCACGAACCCCUCCCAGCUCCCCAAAGCCCACCCGCAGCUGCAGUAACAAGCCCCAGGAGAGCACAGCCCGUCCCACGGCCCCUCAGAACUCUAAUGGAGUUGGUCAGGAUAGCCACUCCUCUACGGGAGAGAGCAGUGAUGGACUCAGACACCGAGCUGGAUCCUUCCCUUACCACCAGAUGUAUCCACAAUUUAUGUACAGCUGGAACCAACACUCUGCUCAGUCGAUGCCUCCCGCAAAUAUGCCCGCUUAUUACAACCCCAUGACACUCAUGUGGUGGCAGCAGCUGUAUGCCAGGCAGUACUACAUGCAUUAUCAGUUACUUGCCGCCUCCUCUCAGCACCUCAGGCCCGACCAGCCCUCGACCCAGUCUAACCAGUCCCAUCCCCAGAGUCAACGACCCCAGGUGGGUCGCCACGGCAACCCAGAAGUCCAGAUGAAUGCCCAAGGAGGGGAGAUCCUGAACGAGGAAGAGCUCAAUCGGGACUGGCUGGAUUGGGUGUACACAUUUUCACGCGCUGCCAUCUUACUCAGUAUAGUCUACUUCUACUCGUCCUUCAGCCGCUUUGUCAUGGUGAUGAUGGCCAUGCUGGUGCUUUACCUGCAUCAGGCCGGCUGGUUUCCGUUUAACCUGGAGAACGAACUUCAGCUUCCCGGAGAUGGAGGCAAUCAGGAUGAUGCCGAGGGAGAGCCACAAAACCAAGACUUACAAGAAAUGGAAGGAGUGUUGGAUGACGGUUCUGAUGAUGAGGAUGGGGAAAGCGGAGAGGAAGGAGCGGAAGAUCCUAACAGUGCCCCCCACACAGGCUUCUUGUCCUCCACGUGGUCAUUCAUCAUAACCUUUUUCAUGUCACUCAUCCCAGAGGGGCCACCAAACGGAGCUAACUGAACCACAAGCACUAUGUGCUGCCACAGUUCCCCAUCGAAGCAUUUUCUUUAAGAGGAGGGUGAAUAUCUCUCCAGGUUAGGGAAACUCUUUCUUUUACAAUGCAGUGUUACAGUUUCCCAAUAGUCUACGUGAAACUUUGAGCAGAACCACAGCGGGCCGAUUUAAUAAAGGAAAAAAAAGGCAAUUUUACGUGAAGUUGUUUUGUUUGUCUGCACAAAGACAAAUAUUUUAAACUAACCAAUGAGAAGUUUGUUCACUGUGUAUGAAUUGAUUGCUAUCGACGGCAUGUAAACAUAGGGACGACAAUUAACUGCUGCAUUUUUGGCACCUAAAUCUUUAUUUUUUCUUUGUAAGAAGCCAUUGUUGAAAUAGUUGUUUUGCUCGAAUUGUAAUGAAUUAUUUGUAAUUGUCGUUAUAUUACAAUAAGACAUUUUAAAAGAGCCACGUUAAUGUAAAAGCUGAAUUUCAGUGAUUAAUAGUGAAUCAUGUAGCGCCUGUAAUACAUGAGUUAUUUUGGCCCAAGACUUUAUGAAACACAUUUGUACUGUGUUUAAGUGAAACCCAGUGAUGCUGGCUGGUAACGUGUGAUUUUCUUGUUUGUUUUUUAAGGAGAAACAAUGUACAACCAAUGCUUUCAGACAGUCUCAGAUUACUGAAUGACAGAAGAAAUUAUUAUUUUGACUGAAGUUCUGGCUGUUGAGAAGACAAUAAAAAGAAAUCUCACUGUU
Molecule: messenger RNA, 1880 nt
Organism: Neolamprologus brichardi
Lineage: Eukaryota; Metazoa; Chordata; Actinopteri; Cichliformes; Cichlidae
Source: RefSeq, a predicted model, not a curated record